AUGAAUCAGUAUUACCAAAACCCUUUUCGGAUUUAUGAAAUUAGUUUCAAUUUCUGCACGAGUCUCCUCUUGUGUCUCUCACUCACUUCUGCUCAAGCUGUUGCAGGUGGUGGUCACUCCUGGGAUGGGAUCGUGGUGACUCAGGCGAACUAUCAGGCGCUCCAAGCAAUCAAACACGACCUCAUUGACUUCACCGGAACAACUCUGCCUCCUCUGGUGUUUGCUCUGGCGGCUGGACUGGAAUCAGAUGCCUCCGAGAGAGACUGA
Arabis nemorensis is the source of this 267-nucleotide messenger RNA. NCBI's taxonomy places the organism in Eukaryota, Viridiplantae, Streptophyta, Magnoliopsida, Brassicales, Brassicaceae. The record is from the annotation of a GenBank genome assembly.